Molecule: messenger RNA, 3271 nt
Organism: Rosa chinensis
Lineage: Eukaryota; Viridiplantae; Streptophyta; Magnoliopsida; Rosales; Rosaceae
Product: protease 2
Exons: 12
Coding region: 250-2652 (800 amino acids)
Biological process (GO): proteolysis
Molecular function (GO): serine-type endopeptidase activity
Source: RefSeq, a predicted model, not a curated record
GAGACACCAUAUGGAGUUAGUCAUUGAAUCAGCGUACUUGAUGUAUCGGUACAGCACAUCGACCCCUCAAAGAGUCGAAAUGAUAAAAGAUCCGAAACUUACAAAGCAUAAAAGUUUAUUAUUAGUUCCAUGUGUUCUAUUUGGACCCGCUAGCAUCACAAUCGGGUCGGGUUAUGGUCCCUGCGUCCUACUUCACCUGCAGAACUCUAUACUUGGAACAGUAGCAGUUCCCCUGCAUUUGGAGACUUCAUGGCUCUUCUUUCCUUCAUCCUCAACCAAAACUGCUCCCUCCGAAGGUCCCUCACUUUUGGCUUAAUUCCCUACAUAUCCUCCUCCCUCUUCUCUACUCUUUGCAGAGACCACCCCUCCUCCCCUGCCCCACCGCUGGCCUCUCCGCCGGUCCCAAAGAAAGUACCUUUCACGGUCUCAGCUCAAGGCAGAACGUGGCAGGACCCCUACCGUUGGAUGUCCAACACCGACGACCCUGAUCUCUCCGACCACCUCAACCAGGAAAACUCAUACGCCGAUGCUUUCAUGGCUGACACUCGCAGCCUCCAACGAACUCUGGUCUCUGAGAUGACAAGUCGUGUGCCCACCAAGAUUUCAACCCCUCCUGAGCUUUGGGGACCCUGGUUGUAUUACCAAUACAUUCCAGAAGGGAAAGCAUACCCGGUUCUUUGUAGAAGAUUAGAAAUCAAAAAGAAAGGUUGGAUUAAGAGUUUUCUUUGCUAUGCAAGAGGAGGAUUUGGAAAGGAGGAAGUUUUGCUCGACUGGAAUGAAAUUGCCAAGAAAUAUGGUUAUGUGCAUGUUGGUACGUGUCGAAUUUCACCAGACCACCAUUUCCUAGCCUACACACUCGAUAUCAAGGGUGAUGAGCAGUUCAUUCUUCAAAUUAAGGACCUAAGACGUGGAUGUAUCAUUCCCAAAGUACAUGUUAAUGGUGUUGUUAGCUUGGCAUGGGCUCAGGAUAGCAGUACUCUGUUUUAUACACUAUCAGAUGAGAAUCAACGACCUUACAGGGUUGUCUGCUCAAAACUAGGAUAUGAUGAUAUGGAAAAUAUCACUGUGUUUACAGAAAGUGAUUCCAGCUUCUGUGUGGACAUAACAAGCACAAAAGAUGGCAAGUUUAUAACUGUCAAUUCAAAUUCAAGGACUUCAUCUGAGGUUUAUUUGAUAGAUUCUGCCAACCCAUUAGACAGAUUGCAGAAAGUGUGGAAGCGUGUUCCUGGUGUACAGUAUUUUCUGGAACAUCAUCAUGGAAUAUUUUAUGUUCUUACUAAUGCUCCUUUGCGAGAAAGCAAGGAGUGGUCAGGUGAAGGUUAUUACCUAGCUAGAUGCUGUGUUGAAGAUAUACUGUCAUCUAAUUGGCAGAAUAUCAUCAUUCCAAGUGAAGACUUCAGCAUUCAAGACAUGGACAUGUUUGAUGGGCAUCUGGUCCUUUUUCUCAACAAGAAGGAUUACUCCGUCUUUUGUUCCAUUGAUUUGCCUAUGGCUGUUCAUUGUAAGCAUCAAGUGAAGAUUGAAGAUCUUGAUCCCUGGUUUUUCCCUCUGCCCUCAAAUUCAUGUAGCGUUGCUCCAGGUUCAAACCAUGACUUCCAGAAUUCAGCAUACCGUGUGGUGCUUUCUUCUCCUGUGAUGCCUGAUGUAGUUGUUGACUAUGACAUGUCAACACGGAAAUUCUCAGUUGUGCAGCAAGAAGAAGUGAUGGGCUUUUGUGAUUCAAGCUCACCAGCCAAUGAGAUAGAUAUUAACCAAACUCUUGUUAAACAAAAUGAGAAGGAUAAAAAUGUCCAGAUAAGUGAAUCACAAAGAUGGAAAGACUUUUCUGGUGAAUACUGCUGUGAGAGGAGGGAAGUUAUUUCCCAUGAUGGUGUUAAAGUUCCUUUGACCCUACUGUACUCUCAUACGGCCUGGAAAAAGGGUCGGUCUCCUGGGCUUCUACACGGAUAUGGAGCAUAUGGGGAGGUUUUAGAUAAAAGCUGGUGCACUGAUCGGCUGAGUUUACUUGACCGGGGAUGGGUGGUGGCAUUUGCUGAUGUGAGGGGUGGUGGUGGAGAUUCUUCGUGGCAUAAAGCUGGAAGUCAGUUUAAUAAACUGAAUUCGAUAUACGAUUUUGUAUCAUGUGGCAACUACCUGAUUAAAGAGGGUUAUGUACAUAGCGAUCAGCUUGGUGCUAUUGGACAUAGUGCUGGAGGUCUACUUGUUGGAGCAACUAUCAAUAAGUACCCAGAUCUAUUUCGUGCUGCUAUUUUGAAGGUUCCAUUUCUUGACGUAUGCAACACUCUAAUGGAUCCCAGCUUGCCCCUCACGAUUCUGGAUUAUGAAGAAUUUGGCAAUCCUCAGAUAAAGUCCCAAUUUGAGCAUAUCUUGAGUUAUUCACCUUAUGAUAAUAUCUCUCAAGGCAGUUGUUACCCUUCAAUGCUUGUUACAGCGUCCUUUCAUGACUCGAGGGUUGGGUUUUGGGAAGCUGCCAAGUGGGUGGCCAAAGUUCGAGAUAGCACAUGUCCUCGUUGUUCUUGUUCUGUUAUUCUGAAGACAAAUAUGACCGGAGGACAUUUUGGCGAAGGUGGACGCUAUGCUCAAAAUGAGGAAACUGCGUAUGAUUAUGCUUUCCUUUUUAAAGCUAUGGGGAUGCUGAAGAAUGAAAAAUAAGGCUCACUAUGGAAGCUGGUGUCACAACAUAGCAGUUGCAGAACUCACUCAAGUCCCAGUCAACGCUUGAUGCUCACUUAUCUCACUAACAUAUGCAACAAACGAGAGCACUUCUGAACAAGGUAGAGCAGCUCCAGAUUGACACAGAAUGGUACGGGUUCCUAGUGCAAGCCUCUCCUUGGAUUUCUCCUCAAAUGAAGUCGAUCAGAGAUUCGCCGGCAAAGUUAUCAUCAAAGAUGAUAAAAGCUUAUCUCAGUCGAAGCAUGAAAGAGGCUCUCUCCUCAAAAGGAGUUGAUUGGAGAUUCACUGGCGAAGUCAUAUUUUAAUGUAGCAACAUUGACAUUGCAAAUGGAUUCAUGGCAUUAUUAUUUGAUUGCAAUCCUUGAACCACAUAUAUAAAGACUAGAGGUGCAUUUUUCUUCGGGUAGAAAUUUUGAAUUUUGAAGGAACAUUCUGAUUAUGUUCUCAUGUCUCUCUCUCAAAUGUUUCAUUCCACGUUUUACAUGUGCAAGGUUAUGGAAAGGUAUGUUAAAUGGGUUUGAUUGCUCGAUGGUAACCUUGAAAAGCUUGGAGCAUGAAUACAAAGAGAAUUAACACACUAUCGUUUUAAUUUUGAUCA